Molecule: messenger RNA, 1161 nt
Organism: Emericellopsis cladophorae
Lineage: Eukaryota; Fungi; Ascomycota; Sordariomycetes; Hypocreales; Bionectriaceae
Exons: 1
Coding region: 1-1161 (386 amino acids)
Source: RefSeq, a predicted model, not a curated record
AUGGCCGCGCAUCGAGGCAUACUGCGGCGCAUGCUGUCGUCCGCAUCCGCCUCGAUGCAUCCCCCCGCAGACCCGGAGAGGCAGUACACGUCGUCAACACUCCCCGUCAAGCCCAAGCACUUGAGCGUCUUGACCUCCAAUCCCGAGGACCUCGUCCCAGCCGCCGACAAGCUGCUCAUCUUCCGCACACUCACUGGGAUCGACACGGUGCCUGUGGUCUCCUCAGGUCACACGACACGAACAGCGGCGAACAUUGGUAUCUACACCCGCGUGGUGCGCCAUGAGCGUGCAGCCAAGAAGAUGUACAGGGUCAUCAAGCUGCUCGCCUCACUCUGUCUCGGGCUUCAGAUCCUGUUUGGCGCCGCCGUCACGGCGCUUGGCGCGGCAGGGGGCUCCUACAACGGCAUCACCGGGCUAGGCGCGUGCUCCACCAUCACCGCGAGCAUCGUUGCGUAUAUCAAGGGCAGUGGCCAGCCUGACAAGCUCAAGCACGCUGAGACCCGUUGGCGGACCGUCCGUGAGUAUAUUGAGCAGCGGGAGCGAGAGCUGUGCCUCUUGAACUGUGGACUGGACGUAUAUCACGAGGUCAUGAUUGUGGAGGACAUGUACCAGACGGUUAAGGAGGAACUUGCCGUCAAGGGCCCGAACCAGCAGAACGGAACGGCACCUACCACGGCCACCAACGGCGCAGGCAUGGGCGGCGGCGGCGGUUCAGAAGGCAUUCCGCAGCGGGUGAACAGUCUGCGCGGAGGUGCUGUGAAGAACACGGAUGGGUGGAAGAAGCAGACUGGCGCCGGCAUCAAUGAGCGCAUCAACGACUUUGGCACGAGCGCCCGUGGCUUCGUUGAUAAGCUCGGGCAUGCAGGCGACACGACGAGCCGAGAAAUGGACGGUCAGGUGAACAGCUUGGGCGCUGCUGGCUCUGGGCUCGUGGACAAGAUCGAUAGUGGGAGGGACACGGCGAGUAGAGGCAUCGGUCAGCACCUUGGCGCGGUGGCUGCUAAUCUGCGUGAGAAGGCGGAGGAUGUCAGCGCCGCGGGGCACGACAUUCUGCAUCGACCUGUACAUCAGACGGAGCCGACCGGGACGGUAGACUGUCGCCGCGAGAAUGGGUGCCGAUGUGGUGCGGAGAAGGGCCCGACAAGCGGUGCCAGGAGUUGA